Messenger RNA from Panicum hallii, 1346 nucleotides. RefSeq names its product ATP synthase subunit gamma, mitochondrial. Gene Ontology annotation, biological process: proton motive force-driven ATP synthesis. Lineage: Eukaryota; Viridiplantae; Streptophyta; Magnoliopsida; Poales; Poaceae. The record is from RefSeq and is a predicted model, not a curated record. The transcript is spliced from 9 exons. Gene Ontology annotation, molecular function: proton-transporting ATP synthase activity, rotational mechanism. The coding region runs from base 85 to 1068 and encodes 327 amino acids.
AGAAAGACAGAGAGUGAGAAGGGGAAAAAAACCAAGGCCUUCGGCUGUGAGAGAAGCGAGGGCAAAUCAGGCGAGGCGACGGCGAUGGCGAUGGCGGCGCUGCGACGCGAGGGGAGGCGCCUCCUCCUCUCCCCCACCGUCCCCAAUCCCGCCCCGGCGGCCGCGGCCGCGCGGUCCUCUGCCAUAUCUCCACCGGAGAUGACUCUGCUUGGUGUGCGGUCUAUUUCAACACAAGUUGUUAGGAACCGGAUGAAGAGUGUCAAGAACAUUCAGAAGAUCACAAAGGCUAUGAAGAUGGUUGCAGCAUCAAAGCUUCGAGCUGUUCAGACGAGGACUGAAAAUUCACGUGGCCUGUGGCAGCCGUUUACUGCCCUUCUUGGGGAUGCUCCAAGCGUCGACGUCAAGAAGAAUGUCAUCGUGGCCAUUACCUCUGACAAGGGACUCUGUGGUGGUAUUAAUUCAACAUCAGUGAAAGUUAGCAGGGCUCUUCACAAAUUGACAUCUGGUCCAGAGAAAGAGAGUAAGUAUGUCAUAUUAGGAGAAAAGGGCAAAGUUCAGCUGGUGCGUGACUCAAGGAAGAGCAUUGAAAUGACUGUAACUGAACUUCAGAAGAACCCUAUCAACUAUACACAGAUUGCUGUUCUCGCGGAUGACAUAUUGAAAAACGUGGAAUAUGAUGCUUUGAGGGUUAUUUUCAACAAGUUCCAUUCUGUGAUAUCAUUUAAGCCCACAAUGGUAACAAUACUGUCCCCUGAGGUCGCAGAAAAAGAAUCAGAAGCUGGUGGGAAGAUUGGUGACCUGGAUUCUUAUGAAAUUGAAGGUGGCGAGACAAAAUCAGAGAUAUUGCAGAAUCUCGCUGAGUUCCAGUUUUCUUGUGUCCUGUACAAUGGUGCCCUAGAGAAUGCAUGCAGUGAGCUUGGAGCCCGCAUGUCUGCCAUGGACAGCUCUAGCAGAAAUGCUGGCGAUAUGCUGGAUCGUCUCACUCUCACUUACAACAGGACACGCCAAGCAUCCAUCACUACAGAGCUCAUUGAGAUUAUAUCUGGUGCAUCCGCCCUUGAAGGAUAGUGAUCAAACUACUAUAUGGACAAUUUCCUUCUUCCUUUUGCUACUUCCAAGAAUGUUCUUCUUGAGUCUUUAGUUUUAAUCCUUUUUGUUUCACCCUUCCUUGAGAAAAGAACUGUCAUGCUAAGUUGCAAUAAUUAGCCUGAUGACGAUGAUGGCGAUUUGCGCCCGUGGCACAUGCAAAGAAUGUUCAACAGCUAAGGAGGUAUGGCUGGUUUGCAUAAAUUGUGACGAUCAAUAUAUGGAUUGCUGCACAUGAUUAGCAAGUUUGUGUUGUAUUU